CCUCAGAGGAUGAGGCCAGAGUCCUGCCCUGAGCUGGACAGCACCUUCUUCCUUUGUGCCAGGACACUGUCAGGACAGGCAGCAGAAGAGCCUCCAACAUGAACGACAUCUACAAGGCAGCGGUUGAGCAGCUGACAGAUGAACAGAAAAAUGAGUUCAAGGCCGCCUUUGACAUCUUCGUACAGGAUGCAGAGGAUGGCUGCAUCAGCACCAAAGAGUUGGGGAAGGUAAUGAGGAUGUUAGGUCAGAACCCCACACCAGAGGAGCUGCAGGAGAUGAUUGACGAGGUGGAUGAAGAUGGGAGUGGCACGGUGGACUUUGACGAAUUCUUAGUCAUGAUGGUGAGGUGCAUGAAGGACGACAGCAAAGGGAAGUCAGAGGAAGAACUGGCAGAGCUGUUUCGAAUGUUUGACAAGAACGCAGAUGGUUAUAUUGACCUGGAUGAGCUGAAAAUGAUGCUGGAAUCUACAGGAGAGGCAAUUACAGAGGAUGACAUCGAGGAACUGAUGAAGGACGGGGACAAAAAUAAUGAUGGAAAAAUUGACUACGAUGAGUUCUUGGAGUUCAUGAAAGGGGUGGAGUAAUCUGGUCAAAGAGAGAGUGAUAUUUUUGUAUUUCUUUGCAACUCCUCCGCCAUCUUGGAAAGCUGGAAGCCAAAUUGGAUGUAGUUCAUAAAAACAAUGGGACGACUUUGCAAGAUUAGAUCAAAUAUCAUAUUUCAAAGUUUCUGUAUUUUUCUAUCAUGUCUCUUGCAUUGUUGUAAAUGCAGUUUGUGACAACUUUUGGUGCCCAUGUAUACUGAAUUUUUGUAAAUGCAUCCAAAAUACUUAAGUCUUUUUUGUUUUUUUUUUGUUUUUUUUUUACAGGGGCCAAAUACUGCUCCCCAUUUGGCUGCUUGAAAUAUUAAUUCUGUAUUUGUCUUCAGCUAAAUUUUAUCUCUAAAGUGCCCCACUGAGUUUACAAAUCAUUUUACUGAGAGGCUGAUAUUGUUUACCUGGGCAGAAAAUGUGCAAAAAGCAGACCAUAUCCCUGAGUAAACACAGUUGUAUAGCAAUCUCUGCUAGACCAGUCAUAUUAUUAGAACAAUAUACUGGAGCCAGGCUGCACUCAUGUUAUGAUGUGCACAAUGAAUAUAUUUCUGUGUGUAUAAAAUGCCUUUAGGACCUUUUAUUCCCCUAUAUUGCCCCAGGAACAUCUGCAAGGUUGGCUUGAAAUUUGCAUUCAUAUAAUAAAAAAGAUGCAUUUGUCA
Molecule: messenger RNA, 1249 nt
Organism: Archocentrus centrarchus (flier cichlid)
Lineage: Eukaryota; Metazoa; Chordata; Actinopteri; Cichliformes; Cichlidae
Gene: tnnc1a
Product: troponin C type 1a (slow)
Exons: 6
Coding region: 99-584 (161 amino acids)
Cellular component (GO): myosin II complex
Molecular function (GO): calcium ion binding
Source: RefSeq, a predicted model, not a curated record